AUGCAGCUGGGUGACUGGCGAGGGGACGAGGAGGAGGUGCAAGUGAAGGAGGAGGAGGCGAGGGCCCAGGAGGACAACGCCGCUGCCUCGAGGAUAGUUGCCACCCCCUCCCCCGGCCAACACCACCACCACUACAUACAGUACGAGCCCGUCCAAGACCCAGGAUCUGUAGGACAGUACCUGAGGUACAACAAGAGCCAGUUCCCGGAGGACCCCUACCUCAUGCAGAUGAGCCUGACGGCCUACGAGGGGGGCGGGGGCGGCUCCGAGGACAGCGGCCAGAGCAGCCCCGUCCGGGACCCCUCCCCCCAGCAGCAGCAAGAGUACUCCACGGCGCAAGAGCUACACGCGCUCCAGCCCGGCGGCUACAACCCUUCGGCCCAUGAGUUCACCACCGCGAUGUACCCAAGAGCAUCAUAUAACGGCUUGCAGAAUUAUUACAACACAGCCAUGUCCAGCCCAGAUGCAGAAACCCCCAACACAACACCUCAACAACUAUGGACAACAGGCGGCUGCGAGGAGUACAGCAGCAGCUCGGGGAGCAGCAUCAAGUACUCCAGCGGCGGCGCGGUCCAGCUGCCGACCUUCACGACGGCCAGGUUCCAGCGCAACUUCAGCCCUGCUGGAGGCACCACCUACCUCAGCCAGGACAUCUGGCCCACCCCCGUGUCCCAGGCGGGCAACCCCUUCCCGGCCGCCGCCUCUCUGUCUGCAUGUGGAGCUGACGGGACGAUGGAGUGCUACGCCGAGGGCAGGGAGUGCGUGAACUGCGGCGCGAUCAGCACCCCGCUGUGGAGAAGGGACGGUACCGGCCACUACCUCUGCAACGCCUGCGGCCUCUACCACAAGAUGAACGGCAUGAACAGGCCUCUGGUCAGGCAGCCACGGCGACUGUCUGCUUCAAGAAGAGUUGGUUUGACAUGUUCAAACUGUGGAACCAGCACAACAUCCCUGUGGCGAAGAAACACAAUUGGCGAGCCGGUUUGCAAUGCAUGUGGGUUGUACUUUAAACUACAUGGAGUCAACAGACCUCAAGCAAUGAAGAAAGACAGCAUUCAGACAAGAAAGCGAAAACCCAAAGGCAGUAAAACAGAAAGGGCAAUAGCAAAUCAGAUUAAACUGGAACACAAUGGCCUGAAUGACCUGAGAGGAUCAGUGAGCCACGCCUCCGGAGGUCUGGGGUACAGUAACAUGCUGAGCUACACCAGCCACAACAUACCGCCCCCUUACCUGGACAUCGGGGCCAAGCAGGAGCACAGUGUAGAGACACCGCACAUAGUCACCUCGCACAAUACUAAGCAGGAGCGACCAUCUGUCCUCGUAUGA
Messenger RNA from Nezara viridula (southern green stink bug), 1326 nucleotides. The record is from the annotation of a GenBank genome assembly. Lineage: Eukaryota; Metazoa; Arthropoda; Insecta; Hemiptera; Pentatomidae.